AAAGAAGAGAGCUUUCAACAGGGCAAUAAGAUCAAAUUGACCAGCAAAAGAAAAGAAGAAGAAGAAGAGAAAUACAAGGCUGAGAAAUGGCUGCUAACCAAAGGCCUGUUGCUAAUCCUGCGUAUGAAAAUUUCGAACCAUCCACCGAAUGGGAAGGAGAACCUACAGCUGAUGUCUUGAACGUCUUUCUACCAGGUUUCAAAAGGGAGCAGCUGAAGGUUCAAGUUACUUCAACAAAUAAACUGAGAAUCUCCGGAGAACGCCCGAUUGGGAUCAACAAAUGGAGUCGAUUCGAGAAGGAACUGCAGAUUCCUUCCAACUGUAACACCAAUGAAACAAGUGCUAAAUUUGAGAGGGGUACACUCUCCAUCAAAUUUCCCAAAAACAUCGCUCCUGCAGCAGAAACACAAAAACCAACAGCAGAGGCACCAAAGUCACAAGACCAGUUACCAAAACAAGAUUCAAAGCCAAAGCCCCCAACAGAGGCUCCAAUUCCUCAAAACCCACCACAAGAAAAGCCCCAGCCACCGCAAGAAAAGGUGCAGCCACCGCGAGAAUCAGUUCCAAAGCCCACAAAUGAUCAGACACCACAAGCACCAGAAAACAAGAAGCAAGAAGAGGCUGUCCUUCAAGAAGCUGUUUCAAAGACUAGCAUUGACAAGCCAAAAACUGAAAACAAUGUUCCAAAGAAGGAAGCAGAGGAGAAGAAGAAGAAGAAGAAGGAAUCACCAAGUGAUCAUGGGAAGAAGAAAAGUAGUGAUGUUGAUUCAAUCAACAGAAAUCCUGCAAAGAUUGACAAGCCUUCAUUAGCACAAAAGGAUAAGCAGGGUCUUGGUGGGUUGAUGGUGGAGAUGAAGAAGCCAAAGAAGCUGAUGAAUAUGGUGGUGGUUGUGUUGUUCAUUGUGGUGAUUGUGCUGUCUGCAAAAAGUGCAAUUAGGUCCUUGGUGAAAUCUAACACAACUGAAACCAGUUCUUCUGAUUAUCAAGCUUAGGAUAGGUAUCAUAUUAUUCACAUGUAAUGGAGAACCAAAAGAGGAAAUAAGGGGCUUAAUUCACUAGUCAAUUCUGGCUAGAUUAAUAAAAAUCCCUUUGAGAUUAAUAUUGGUUUGUUGAAAUAAACUUCUCACACAAUAGUGGAAUAUGAAAAUUUAUAUAUAUGGAAAUGGUAUCAGCAUGAACAUCUUAUAUUA
Tripterygium wilfordii is the source of this 1190-nucleotide messenger RNA. Its product is annotated as inactive protein RESTRICTED TEV MOVEMENT 2-like. NCBI's taxonomy places the organism in Eukaryota, Viridiplantae, Streptophyta, Magnoliopsida, Celastrales, Celastraceae. The transcript is spliced from 2 exons. The coding region runs from base 87 to 992 and encodes 301 amino acids. The record is from RefSeq and is a predicted model, not a curated record.